Messenger RNA from Erigeron canadensis, 1072 nucleotides. RefSeq lists its product as uncharacterized. The record is from RefSeq and is a predicted model, not a curated record. Bases 238 to 897 code for a protein of 219 amino acids. The transcript has 4 exons. NCBI's taxonomy places the organism in Eukaryota, Viridiplantae, Streptophyta, Magnoliopsida, Asterales, Asteraceae.
GAGUGGUAAAUACUUUUGCAACCAAAAAUGCCUCUUGGGAUCACAAAAUAACACAAACUGAUGAUGAUGAUGAUUAUAUAGCAAAGUUUAUUAUUUAUUUUUAUUUAUGUCACAAUACAGGAUUCUGUUAUAUAUUUGCCCUAAUUUUUAACUAACCAAAAACCCUAAUCUUUCAAUUAAAUUUUCAAACUUUAUAAUUAUAAUUACAUAUAAUAAUAUUAAUUUUGCAUAAAAUCUAUGAAUGAUAUGGGAAAGAGAAAACGAAGAGCUGACAGGAAUAAAACCCCACCAUCUCCUGCCUUCAUGUCACACACUUCUCAUACAGAAUCAUCAUUAAAAGAGAAAUCUUCUCACUCAUGUGGCUCUAGUGGGGUGAAGCCUACAUCAUCAUCAUCAUUCACAAAUAUUAUUGAAAGAUCAUUGCCGGUCCACCACCAGUCAUCCACCCAUCACCGACAGCAGAACGUAAACCAUGCAUUGUUAUCAAGGGUUCCACGCCAUUCUUACAACGUACAGCAUUCACAUAAAAAUAUUGCCAAUUAUGCUGGCACAUCAACUUCUCAUGGAAAGGCUAGUUUGCGUGAUGACAAACAUUCUUGGAAAUUUGGUCAUAAAUCGGAAUCAGGAUUUGGAUAUUUUGCAGGGAGGAGGGAUAAGGCAUCUCGGAGGAUGGACAGAAUUAGAUCAAAUCCUUUGGCAGUAAUUGAUUCAAAUUCCCCUAAUCUAAUGAAUAAUCUUUGCAGAUUAUGCCAACAAAGAAUGCGUGAUAAUUCUGUUGUGGCAGUUCUAGUUUGUGGUCAUAUUUAUCAUGCAGACUGUUUGGAAAUACGAACUAGUAAUGAAGAUAAAAGAGAUCCACCCUGCCCGUUAUGUAUUCCCUUGCACAUCGACAAUUGAUUUGUCGUAGAGAUGUAUUAGCUGUUGUAUUUAGUCCUUACUUUGUACCUUGAAAAGUAAGAAGUUUGUAGAAAAAUAUAACAGAACAGUUUAAGGGUCCUUUGAUCCUUGUGAAGUUCCUGUAUAUUAAUUAUCAAGCUAUGUUAUGGCUUCUAAAUAUAUGUAGAUUCUCUUA